CAAGGUUGGCUUGGAAGAUUUUCUAGUGGGUCUUUUAGACAUGCAAAUAAAAUGUUGCUGAAAGCUGUGUUACUCUUGGUGGCGCUGCCUUACAUGGUGAGUCCUUAUCCUUUAUGACUGCAGCAGGUGAGACAUGGCCUGAACUGGAGGAACUGUUGCCAAAUUACAAGGAUAAAGCUCCAACAAACCCCACUCCUAAUACUCCAUGUCCACCACUGAAGUUACCACAGUUUCAGCAAAUCCUCUCCUCAGACGUCCAUAAACUCGUUUUUAAACCUGCAAGAAACCACAGACCCGUAACUGAUUUGAUGAAGUCGAUUUUGCUGCCAAAACUUCUUCCUGCAACAGAAGCACCUCUGCCUUCAGAAUCCAACAAUAUUGAGCUUUUGUGUCACGUUGACCGGAUUUAUGUGAGGGUUGUGAAGAGUCUCUUUACCAAUCCAGAUGCAGGGAAAUAUCUCAAAGUGGGAACAUGUUCUGUGAAUAAAGCCACACCUGAGCAUUAUUACUUCCUGUACCCUAUUAACAACUGCAACGCACAGCGUCAAGAAAAUGAAAACGAGGUCUUGUAUUCAAACACACUGCUUUAUGAGCCUGUGACUGAUGAACCGGUUGUUCGUGAGCUUCCAUUUUCUGUGCCUCUGGAGUGUCGUUACAACAAGCAUUUCCGUGCCUACAGUGUUGGCUAUCGUCCUCAGAUUGAGGCAGGCACUGUUUUCUUGAGUUUACAAAGUGGAGUUUCUCUCACUCCUGUAGAUGAAAAUUGGGAACCUCUUGGUACAUUGCAGUCUUAUACGAUAGGCCAGCCAAUGUACUUUGAAGCCAGAGCUCCUCAUAGUAAUGAUGGAAAGAGGCUCUACUUGAGCAAGUGUUACAUCACGGCGUCUCAGAACCCUGACACUACUUCUUCCAAAUACAUUGUGGUAGACAACUUUGGAUGCAUGGUGGAUGGUAAGAACACUCCUCAAAGCAUGUUCUACCCUAGCGAUGAUAAGGCCACACUUAGGUUCUCUGUGGGAGCCCUUGUGUUUAAGGACAUGGUCUCCCAGCCUGAAAACAAGACUGAAAUGUUCAUUCAUUGUGAAAUGCAGCUUGGACCAGAAAUACCAAAUGCAAGCACAAAAUCGUGUUCCUACAAACCAGAAAUGCAAGGAUGGUUGGAGCUGAACGGUGAAGACUCGGUCUGUGCUUGCUGUGAUUCUUCCUGCCCUGCUCCAGAUCAAUCAACAGUAUGAAGGUCUCCAGCAACUCUUGGAAUGUUGAGAAGAGCCAGACUGACCAACUUCCACCGAAAUCCUUUAAACUAGGUGAAGAGCCCCUGCAUCGUGGAGGGUUUGAGAUGUUUUGGGACACCUUUGAUGAGGAAAUGCUUUAUUAAUGCAUGAUGCAUUUUUGCUUUUUAAUUACAUGUUGCAUAAUAAAGCCUUGUUGGUCAAAAGUG
Molecule: messenger RNA, 1441 nt
Organism: Silurus meridionalis
Lineage: Eukaryota; Metazoa; Chordata; Actinopteri; Siluriformes; Siluridae
Product: zona pellucida sperm-binding protein 3-like
Exons: 8
Coding region: 114-1235 (373 amino acids)
Biological process (GO): binding of sperm to zona pellucida; positive regulation of acrosome reaction; egg coat formation
Cellular component (GO): extracellular matrix
Molecular function (GO): acrosin binding
Source: RefSeq, a predicted model, not a curated record